GCUCUCUCAUCCUCUGUCUGCAUGUUUGCCGAAACAGCUGAUUGGCCUCUGAAUAUGUAAUAGUCGGCAGUAAAUUGAAAUUGAAUCAAAAUAAUAAUGCAUAAAAUUGGCCAUAAUAUAGCUAAAGCUGCGCGGCAGCAUUGUUGGCGGCAACACAGGCAGCUUUCCACCUGGUCGCCACUGGGCACAGCCUUCAAUGCACCGCCAACCAAACGAAUUAACUUCACACGCAACGAUGUGGGUUUGUUUCUUAUGCCCGAACUGCGCAACGCCGAUGGCUUUCAUCUGCUGCGAGAAAAUGUCGAGAACUCCACGCAAGAGCUCAUUGCAGAGGCCGUAUCCAGCGAGAGGAAACGCAAGAUGGUGGACAUCUUCGACGAGCUGUCCGAUUCGUUGUGCAAAGUGGCCGAUCUGGCCGAGUUUGUGCGCAUAGCUCAUCCGCAAAACAAAUACAUGCAGGCAGCCGAGCAGGCCUGCAUUAGCAUUUGCGGCGUUGUGGAGAGCCUGAAUACGCAUAAGCCGCUGUAUCAAGCGCUCAGUAAAGUGGUUUGCGAUGGCGACUUGAUGCCCACCACCGAGGUGGAUCGCCAUGUGGCCAAGUUGUUUCUGUUCGACUUUGAGCAGUGCGGCAUCCAUUUACCCGAGAAGGAACGGCUGCGCGUGGUACGCUUGAAUGACUAUAUUCUCCAGCUGGGACAGAAAUUCAUGAACGGAGCCGCUCAACCGACGGUGCUACCGCGCAGCUGUGUGCCGGAGGACAUAAGAGACUACUUUCCCACAUCUGGCGACAAUAUCAUCAUCACGGGCCUCUGCACGAAUGCAUCGAAUGUAAAGAUGCGGGAAGCCGCUUAUCGGCUAUAUCUACAGCCCUCUGAUAGUCAGGAGGAGCUACUCAAGGAUCUCUUAAUCUGCCGCUAUGAGCUGGCGCGGAGCUGUGGCUUCGAAACCUAUGCGCAUCGUGCGCUGAACGGCAGCACCAUGGAGAAGCCGGAACUUGUGCGUGAAUUCAUUGAUGAGCUGUCGGAGCAACUGCGUCCGCGUGCCGAUGCCGAUUUUGCUGUAAUGACCCAAAUGAAGCGUAAAGAAAGUGGACAAAACACGGCGCUAGUUGAGAUCUGGGAUACGCCGUACUUUACAUCGCAGUUGAAGCGUCAAUCGCUAGAGGAGCAAGCAAAUGAAUUUCUGCCCUAUUUCCCACUGGGCGGCUGCAUGGAAGGAUUGGACAAUUUGCUUCAUGCGCUAUACGGCGUCCGCCUGCAGAACACGGAAAUGGAGCCCGGCGAGAGCUGGCACAGUGACAUCUACAAGCUGGCCGUGAUGCACGAGAGCGAAGGACUGCUCGGCUAUAUCUAUUGCGAUUUCUUUGAGCGAGCGGGCAAGCCCAAUCAGGAUUGCCAUUUCACUAUCCAGGGUGGCAAACGCUUGCCCGACGGCAGCUAUCAGCUGCCCAUUGUGGUUGUGAUGCUGGGCCUGGCACAGCCCCGGUGGACCGGACCGACGCUGUUGUCGCCCGCUCGCCUCGACAAUUUGUUCCACGAGAUGGGCCAUGCGAUGCACUCGAUGUUGGCGCGCACCGAGUAUCAGCAUGUGACGGGCACACGUUGUGCCACCGACUUUGCCGAGGUUCCCAGCGUAUUGAUGGAGUACUUUGCCAGUGAUCCUCGAGUGCUGCGCACCUUCGCCCGCCACUUCCAGACACAUAAACCCAUCUCGGAGGACAUGCUGCAGCGACUGUGCGCCUCGAAACAUCUGUUCGCGGCUAGCGAGACGCAGCUACAGGUCUUCUAUUCGGCGCUCGACCAGGUCUACCACGGCGAGGCGGCCGAGCAGGGCAAGAGCACGACAGAAACACUGCGCGAUGUCCAGAAUCGUUACUAUGGCCUCCCCUAUGUGGACAAUACGGCGUGGCAGCUGCGCUUCUCCCAUCUCGUGGGCUACGGUGCCAAGUAUUAUGCGUAUCUCAUAUCAAAAACGAUCGCCUCCUGGAUAUGGCAGACGUAUUUCGAGGCGAAUCCCUUCAACCGGCAGGCAGGCGAGAAGUAUCGUGCCGAGAUCCUGGCGCAUGGAGGCGCUGUGCCCAGCCGAAAGCUGGUGGCGAAUUUCUUGCAGCGCGAUCUGACGCCGCGCAUAUUGGCGGAUAGCCUGAUACAUGAAAUCGAUAUGGAUGAGUCGAAGAUAAAGGAAUUGAUUGUUAGCAGAAACUAGUAGAGAAAGUAAAAUCUGUUUUGUAUAUACUGUU
Drosophila navojoa is the source of this 2239-nucleotide messenger RNA. RefSeq names its product mitochondrial intermediate peptidase. Gene Ontology annotation, cellular component: mitochondrion. The record is from RefSeq and is a predicted model, not a curated record. NCBI's taxonomy places the organism in Eukaryota, Metazoa, Arthropoda, Insecta, Diptera, Drosophilidae. Gene Ontology annotation, biological process: peptide metabolic process. Gene Ontology annotation, molecular function: metalloendopeptidase activity.